AUGUGGUGCAGUGUACCGACUUUCCUCUUGGGGUUGUUGUCGAUGCGGGCAUGGAUCGACGGUGUUGAAGCCUUUUCUUGGGGUAGCGUCGAAACGAGAGCAGAACCCCACAGGUCUCUCGAAGAGCAUUUGGUGAACCCAUCGAUUAUGGUUCACGACGCAUCACGCUUGCCGAAUGUUUACGCUGUCGCUAUGCAGGAGCUCCAAGAACUCGAAUCUGAGCCUCUCUGCCAUCGAAUCGCUGCCCGGCUCCUGGUCAACAACUGCCAGCUGCUGGAAGGCAAAGAUGACGCCACCGUCCUAAUCGAUAGCGGCAGACAAAUCCGUGACUUCGUGGACUCUUAUGCCGCCAGUCUUGCUAUUUGUGAUCUGGAAAGAGGCAGUUUUGUCAUCCCGUCUGGUUGUGCACCGUUCAGGGAACGUGCUCUGGCUAAUCUGCCGGUCUCAAAGGUUGCUCAGCUUCACGUCUCACCUCGGCAGAUAGACUCGUGUCUUUCCGGUUUGGCCAAGUCCGACUCUGCAUGGAAUACGUGGGUGAGUUACCGUCACAAAGCUCUCAGAUUCUGCGAAGCUGCUCGCGCAGACAAUGACAAAGCCCAGAGUAUUCGUCUGUAUCAACGUCUCACAGAAGUACUCUCCAAACUCUCCGAGGGUGUUGAACAAGAGCUUGAAGCCCACUUACACGCGAUAAACUUGAGAACAGCCGAGACUACAGAGCAGCUUCGCCAAAUGAGCCCAGACAUCGAUCAGUUGCGAAACAGCUUACAAGACCUGGACAGAUUCGUUUCUGGGGACUUGAUGCAGAUGGCGCAGGCAUCAAAUUCCGCGAUGCGAGGCGGCCUCGAGGAUGCCCAGAACCUGCAACAGCUUCUGACGGUGCUCCUCAAAAUGGUCCUUAGCAGCAAUGCCGAGGUUGCAGCAUCAAAUGAGCUGGCACUAACAAACUUCAAAGAUCGAACUGGCAAUGAGGUCGCGGUCGUCAUGGCUGCGCUCGCAACAGCUGUAGCAUCGUCUACAUCCCUUCAUGAUCAGCUGGGAUUGGAAAAACUCCUGCACUUUACCGACGACAUUUCAUCAAAAUACGAGUCACACUCUGAGAGGCUUUCACACGUGAACCAUAUUUCAGAAGACCUGCUGGAUACACUAGACGAUAUGGCCACAUCGACAUUGGAAGUCCGAGGAUAUCUCACGCAACGACCGAGUUGGACGAGUUGGGUGCCGUAUGUGGCGUGCCCGGCCGCAUCUUUGCUCAUGGGAUCUUAUGGUCUUCCGCCAUCGGCAGUGCGGAACCUGGGACUCAUUGCGCUCGGUAAGGCUAUACCGCAUUACUUUUCGAGAAAAAGAUACUGA
Molecule: messenger RNA, 1350 nt
Organism: Colletotrichum godetiae
Lineage: Eukaryota; Fungi; Ascomycota; Sordariomycetes; Glomerellales; Glomerellaceae
Product: nuclear membrane fusion protein Kar5
Exons: 4
Coding region: 1-1350 (449 amino acids)
Biological process (GO): nuclear membrane fusion involved in karyogamy; karyogamy involved in conjugation with cellular fusion
Cellular component (GO): endoplasmic reticulum membrane
Source: RefSeq, a predicted model, not a curated record